This is a messenger RNA of Octopus sinensis (East Asian common octopus), 522 nucleotides long. Its product is annotated as UPF0729 protein AGAP000931. Lineage: Eukaryota; Metazoa; Mollusca; Cephalopoda; Octopoda; Octopodidae. The transcript is spliced from 2 exons. The record is from RefSeq and is a predicted model, not a curated record. The coding region runs from base 138 to 371 and encodes 77 amino acids.
AAAGGGAGGUAAUUGUCGAGGUAUAUUUUGUUGACAAAAUAAAAACGAAGUACAAACAAUUUUUGUACUCGAAACUGAAAAGAAGAACAAUACAAAAAUAACAAUACAAGAAUAACAAUUUAUACCCACCUCGAAGCAUGGUGUGUAUACCUUGUAUUGUAAUACCGUUUUUCCUAUGGAUAUUCCACAGAUUCCUUCGACCGUUCAUUCUAAAAUUCUGGGACCCAUGGAAGAAACCCAUCAGUUGUGCAGCUGACACGACAACUUCAUCUUCUAAUUCCACAAAAACUAGCACACCACCUUCAAAAGAUGCACCUGUUUCUGCUGCCGAAACAACUCCACAACCGGUUUCCAAUAAGAAGGACGAUUGACCUCAAAAUUCAUGAAACUCAUUUUGUUUCCAUCUGACUUUUCUGAAUUUUGGUAAAUCAUUUGCUAAAGGGAUGAAGUGAUUUAUUAGUUUAUUCAAUAAGAUUUUGUUGAAAAUGACUAACAUUUUAUUUUUUAGAAAUAAAUUUUCAA